UUAGGGCUGUGCAGGACUGUGCAGGACAGCAGGUUUGGUGUUGCUUUUUGUCGUAUUCUCCGUGUUUGCCGAGCGUGUCCGGGCACAGACUGGUACAGGACGCCAGCGAGAGGAUGGUAUGGGAACUGCAUGAUCUGUGUCUCUCGCCUUCCCAGCCGGCACGCGCAGAGUCAGCACCCGGGGCUGACCGCGGCGUCAUUGCUAUAGCAGCGGUUUCUAGGUCACCAGUAACUUGGAGAUGCAAACAGCUAAAUCACAGGCGAGACUGGUGAACCAGUGAGUGUGCCAGCCGGGAGCCGAGGACGCAGGAGCUGAUUGAAGACCUACACAGUCCUUUACGGUUUCUGGUGUUCAGCAGCUAGUUUACCAUGACUACGGAAGUUCAGAUUGGAACCUGGAAACCCCACAGGCCUCGGGGUCCAAUUGCAGCUUUGUAUAGCAGCCCAGGUCCUAAAUAUGCCUUACCAGGAAAUACGGGUUAUGUGCAGCAUGAUCCACGUACAUAUCGAGCACCUGCAUAUAGCUUUGGCAGUCGUCAAUUCAAGUUGGUAGAAGACUGUUCUCCGGGACCAGGCUACUUGGUGCCAGCUAACAUCACCAUUAGGGGCAAAGAUGGUACACCGGCAUAUUCUGUCUAUGGAAGACCCAGGGAUCUCAACACCUUUAGGACUCCAGGACCAGGUAGUUAUUCUCCUGAACGUGCUGGAAAGUCGGCCUAUCGAUCAGCUCCAAAUUAUUCCCUAGGAGCAAGAACGAAAACAUUUAGUAAUGACCAGACACCAGGUCCAGCAGCAUAUGUGCUUCCCUCCGUACUGGGGCCAAAAGUUGUUAACACAUCAUCAGCACCAAACUACUCCAUGACUGGACGUAGCAAGAUUGGUAGCUUCCAUGAAGAUCUACAGAAAACACCUGGACCAGGAACAUAUCGGGUUGUUGAAGCAACAACAUGUAAAUAUAGACCACCUCAGUACAGCAUGACUGCCAGGCACUCCCUGCCUGGAGAUACCACACAGAAACCAGGCCCAGGGGCCUACAGUCCUGAGAAGGUGGUAAUGGUCCGGCCUCAUGCACCCAACUUUUCUUUUGGAAUCCGGCACUCAGAUUAUGUUGCACCAUUGAUUGUGGAUGUAGAAGAUUAACCAGUGGAUAAAAAGCAGAUCAGCACAAUGGCCCUCAUUCCGAGUUGUUCGCUCGUUAUUUUUCUUCGCAUCGCAGCGAUUUUCCGCUAAUUGCGCAUGCGCAAUGUUCGCACUGCGACUGCGCCAAGUAAAUUUGCUAAGAAGUUUGGUAUUUUCCUCACGGCAUUACAAGGUUUUUUCUUCGUUCUGGUGAUCGUAAUGUGAUCGACAGGAGGUGGGUGUUUCUGGGCGGAAACUGGCCGUUUUAUGGGAGUGUGUGAAAAAACGCUGCAGUUUCUGGGAAAAACGCGGGAGUGGCUGGAGAAACGGGGGAGUGUCUGGGCGAACGCUGGGUGUGUUUGUGACGUCAAACCAGGAACGAAACUGACUGAACUGAUCGCAGUGGCAGAGUAAGUCCCGAGCUACUCAGAAACUGCUAAGAAAUUUCUAUUCGCAAUUUUGAGAAUCUUUCGUUCGCAAUUUUGAUAAGCUAAGAUACACUCCCAGAGGGCGGCGGCUUAGCGUGUGCAAUGCUGCUAAAAGCAGCUUGCGAGCGAACAACUCGGAAUGAGGGCCAAUAUGUCAUCUUUUUCUGGUAACCAUCAAAUAUACUACAAAUAAAUAUCAAUCUGACAGCAACAA
This is a messenger RNA of Pseudophryne corroboree (corroboree frog), 1760 nucleotides long. Its product is annotated as ciliary microtubule associated protein 1A-like. The record is from RefSeq and is a predicted model, not a curated record. Gene Ontology annotation, cellular component: cytoskeleton. NCBI's taxonomy places the organism in Eukaryota, Metazoa, Chordata, Amphibia, Anura, Myobatrachidae. The transcript is spliced from 7 exons. Bases 369 to 1139 code for a protein of 256 amino acids.